UGACAUGGCUGUGGCAAAUCCUCCGUCGAAGAAGAAAAAAACGAAAAUUAGCGAUAGCACCCGAGAAGACCAAACGCGCCCUGUUGUGUUUGUUUUUAACCGCCGGGAAAGACGUCAUCGAAAUAUCGUUCAUCAAACAGUUUGUGAGGGAGCGGCUCAUGGCGGCGGCUGAUGAAAUAUUCGAGAUGUUUGAGACAACGAUCACGUCGUACGAGGAAGAACUUGCUCGAACGAGAGAGGAGAACACGCUGCAACGACAACAACUGGACGCUGUUAGCGAGACUCCAAACGUGAUCCGCGAUAAAGAUGUCCAAGAGGGGAGCUCCACUUUUAAGCCGCAGGAUCCACAGCCCCCCCACAUUAAAGAGGAAUAUGAGGAACUCUGGAUCACUCGGGAGGAAGAGUGUAUUUUCAGGCUGGUGGAGACUGAUCUCACCCUGACUGUAGUCUCUGUGAAGACUGAAGACCAUGAUGACAAACCACCUGAGUUUUCACAUCACUUGUGUCCAGCAGACGUCCAGCAGCUGAUUCCACCUCAUCCACAUGGAGAGAACUCCACUUCAGAAAUUAGGGAUCCACAACACCUUAACGUUAAAGAGGAAGAAGGGGAAGUCUGGGCCACUCAGGAAAAAGACUGCUUUCUAGGGUCGGAGGAGGCUGAUCUCACCAAGUUACCACUGACUGUAGUCUCUGUGAAGACUGAAGACCAUUAUGACAAAUCACCUGAGUUUUCACAUCACUUGUGUCCAGCAGACGUCCAGCAGCUGAUUCCACCUCAUCCACAUGGGGAGAACUCCACUUCGGAAAUUAGGGAUCCACAACACCUUAACGUUAAAGAGGAAGAAGGGGAAGUCUGGGCCACUCAGGAAAAAGACUGCUUUCUAGGGUCGGAGGAGGCUGAUCUCACCAAGUUACCACUGACUGUAGUCUCUGUGAAGACUGAAGACCAUGAUGACAAACCACCUGAGUUUUCACAUCACUUGUGUCCAGCAGACGUCCAGCAGCUGAUUCCCCCUCAUCCACAUGGAGAGAACUCCACUUCGGAAAUUAGGGAUCCACAACACCUUAACGUUAAAGAGGAAGAAGGGGAAGUCUGGGCCACUCAGGAAAAAGACUGCUUUCUAGGGUCGGAGGAGGCUGAUCUCACCAAGUUACCACUGACUGUAGUCUCUGUGAAGACUGAAGACCAUUAUGACAAACCACCUGAGUUUUCACAUCACUUGUGUCCAGCAGACGUCCAGCAGCUGAUUCCACCUCAUCCACAUGGAGAGAACUCCACUUCGGAAAUGAAGGAUCCACAACACCUUAACGUUAAAGAGGAAGAAGGGGAAGUCUGGGCCACUCAGGAAAAAGACUGCUUUCUAGGGUCGGAGGAGGCUGAUCUCACCAAGUUACCACUGACUGUAGUCUCUGUGAAGACUGAAGACCAUGAUGACAAACCACCUGAGUUUUCACAUCACUUGUGUCCAGCAGACGUCCAGCAGCUGAUUCCACCUCAUCCACAUGGAGAGAACUCCACUUCGGAAAUGAAGGAUCCACAACACCUUAACGUUAAAGAGGAAGAAGGGGAAGUCUGGGCCACUCAGGAAAAAGACUGCUUUCUAGGGUCGGAGGAGGCUGAUCUCACCACUGUUGUCUCUGUUAAGACUGAAGAUGACAAAGGCAAACUACAAGGAGACAAUUUCUUAGCCCCACUAUCAGAACAAGAGGAGGAGGACAGAGACGACAGCCAAGAAGCUUUCAGCAGCGAUACGGUCUGUGAAGAUUUGACGAGGACUCACACUGACAACAAACACUCUGAAAAGAAGACUGAUGAAGAACAUUCCACCUGCUCACUUUGCGAUCAAAGCUUUUCUAAAAAGACCGAUUUCACCCGACAUAUGCGAACACACACAGGGGGAAAACCCUUUAAAUGCUUACUCUGCGAUGAAAGAUUCACUAACAAAGCAUCCUGGUUAUUACACAUGAGUGAACACACAAGACCAAAGCCGUUUAGUUGCUCAGUUUGUGAUAAAAUUUUUUCCACUAAGGCUGAAGUCACACGGCACAUGAGAACACAUACAGGCGAAAAACCCUUUAGUUGUUCAGUUUGCGACAAAAGUUUCUCUCGUAAAAAAACUGCGGUAGCCCACAUGAGAACGCACACGGGAGAAAAACCCUUCAGUUGCUCAGUUUGUGAUAAAAAAUUCUCUCAGAAGAUACAUAUGUUAACACACAUGAGAACACACACAUGGGAAAAACCCUGUAAGUGCUCAAUCUGCGAUGAAAGAUUUACUAACAAAGCAUCCUGGUUAUUACACAUGAGUGAACACACAAGACAAAAGCCGUUUAGUUGCGCAAUUUGUGAUAUAAAAUGUUCCUCUAUGACUGAAGUCACACGGCACAUAAGAACACAUACAGGCGAAAAACCCUUUAGUUGUUCAGUUUGCAGCAAAAGUUUCUCUCUUAAAGCAUCUGUGGUAGGCCACAUGAGAACGCACACGGGAGAAAAACCUUUCAGUUGCACAGUUUGCGGUAAGGGAUUUGCUCUAAAACCAAACAUGACUUCGCACACGAGGACACACGCAGGAGAAAAGCACUUGAGAUGUUCACUUCGUACAAAACAUUUACCUUGCAUGAAACUUUGAUGAUACACAUGCGGACACACAAUGGGGAAUAAAUGUUUUCUUGGUCACUUUGUGCUUAAAGGUGUCUAUGAAUGUUCUCAUUCAUCCAGGUCAUUGUCAUCGCUGGGCAUUCAAUCCAUCGCAACUGGACUGUUUGGUUUUUCUUAGAAGACGUUUCGACGCUCAGCCGAGUAGCAUACCUGCCAACUACUCCGGUUUUCCCGUAAUUAGUACGGUUUUCAUCAACCUAUUCCGGGUUACGGUUGCAGUGAUAAAAAUACGGUUUUUCAUUAAUUAAAAUUUUUUUUUUUUUUUAAAGUUUUAUUCACGAAAUCGCGAACCAACAAUGGCAAUCGACACUGCUUCCCGUAACUUCCUAUCGAGCCAUUCCGAAUGCCAUGCGCGAGGCUAUUUAUAGCACCGCUGCCAAGCACGAGGCACCAGUUGCCAUUGUUUCCAAACGAGCGAACGGUCAUGGAAUCCGCCGGAGAAAAAUCGCAAACGAGUCUUAAACCGAAAAGAAAACUGCAGUCAUUCCGUGAAGAAUAUUCAAAAGCCUAUCCGGGAAUAAUUAUCCGUUCCAAAAAGGGUGGAAACUACGCGAAUUGCACCUUGUGCAGACAAGAUUUUUUCGAUCGGACACGGAGGAAUUAGCGAUGUAAAAGACCACGUUGGGACAAAAAAACACAAGUCUAAUGCCGUUGCUAGCGAUACAAGUGGAAAACUUUCAACGUUUUUCGUCGCCCAAACAGAUUCUUUGGAUGUGAUAAAUGCCGAAGUUUUAUUUACGGAGGCAAUAAUUGAGCAAACAAAAAGGUAAUGACACCAAUGUUAUCUAUUGGAAUUGUUUAGUACUGUUAUACUGUUAAAAGUGUUUAUA
Molecule: messenger RNA, 3486 nt
Organism: Nerophis lumbriciformis (worm pipefish)
Lineage: Eukaryota; Metazoa; Chordata; Actinopteri; Syngnathiformes; Syngnathidae
Source: RefSeq, a predicted model, not a curated record